GAAAUUUAGGUGGAUAGGAGUAGAGGAAAGUUUUGCUCUUUUAUUUUAUCUGCUUGCUUUGCUUUGCUUGUAGAUAGAGUGAGAUAGAAAGAAAUGGCCUCUUCAUCGAUUCUGCCAAUCAACAAUGCCGACCUUUCCUUCUCGAGGCCAGUUUCUUUCUCCUCUUCUUACUCUCCGCUGCUAUUCGAGAUGAGCAGACAAAGAGAUACAAGAUUGGUUACUCGAAGAAUGAGAGGAAAGGCAUUCCGUGUCCUGGCAAAUCCAAAUGUUUCUCCAGGGAAGUCAGAUUUCAAGAAAGAGGUGAUCAUGGUUGAUCCAUUGGAAGCCAAGCGGUUAGCUGCCAAACAAAUGGAGAAAAUUAAAACGAAAGAGAGAAUGAAAAGAAUACGAGAAAUUGAAUCUAUUAAUGGAGCUGCAGCUAUGAUUGGCCUGACAAUAGGCUUGAUCAUCGAGGGUCGAACUGGACUUGGCAUUCCUUCUCAGUUGGCUGGGUACUGGGAAGCUAUUAUCCAUUUCUUUCUCAGGUAAUUUACUGGCUUGGGCAUUGCUGGAAAACUGUAAUAAUACCGCACUUCUAAAUUCAUCACCUUUAUCAUAGUACCCAACUGAAUUCUUGUCAUCCAUUAUCCCUUUUUAUAAUGCAAUAUGAAAGUUUUAUUAUUUGUCACUCA
Molecule: messenger RNA, 671 nt
Organism: Impatiens glandulifera
Lineage: Eukaryota; Viridiplantae; Streptophyta; Magnoliopsida; Ericales; Balsaminaceae
Exons: 5
Coding region: 94-528 (144 amino acids)
Cellular component (GO): chloroplast thylakoid membrane
Source: RefSeq, a predicted model, not a curated record